AUGAAAACUGGAUACGGGUUAAACACGUCGGACUCCCUUGGAUAUCUGGGAUACAGCUCCAAACCACACUCCUCGCUCACCUACCUUGGCAGUAAAGGAUACAGUGCUCCAUCCUCUGGAAUACGUUCGAGAAGUGCUUUCGACAGGGAUGCGAUUAUCUCCAAAGUGAAGAAACCGAAGCUAAGAAAACCAUCCAUCGAUAAAGUCGAUACACCGCUGUACAAGAAGAAAACGUUCGAUUUCACGGACUACGCGUACCGUGAGGCUGUAAAUCGUCUGAAGUUCUUGUUGACGGAAGCAUACGAGCCGACGAAGCUUGCCACUUCUUUCUAUUAUCGCAACGUGGAUGAUGGCAAAUCGGAAGUAUCCGAUAGUCAGUCCGUUAUUGAACGACCGUCCAUAACGGAGGUGUCCAAGUACUUUCCCACAACCACUGUGUCGAGGUACGGAAGCACGUUGGGAAGGCGGUAUAGCUUCCUCAACAAGGACCUUCAGACUGCUCAAGUGGGUGGUUCUGUGGGAGCUCUCAAACCAGCCCUCUCGAACUCCAGCCUACAUCCGGCUACUUCCGCUCAUAUACCGCAAGCCCUUGAUUUGGCGCAACCUCCACCUGAGCUUCUGGGAUUUAUUGAAAAGCAGGAAAGCUAUAUCGAGCAGUUGGAACGCGAGUCUCAAUACUGCAGGGAAGAGCUUUCGACAUUGUUGAAGAAAGUGAAGGAGGUUGUGUCCGAAAAUGAAGCCCUCACGGAUCGGUCCCGUUCGAAGGCGCUUUAUCAGCUCGAUUCGUCCGAAAGCGAGGACGUCGAUUACACGGAUCGGAGCAAGGGAAAAGGACCCCUCUCGGGACCGAGCAUCGUGUUUGAGUCACGCAUCAGUGAGCUGGAGGCACAGCUGGCCCAAUCACAGAUCGAUCUGAAAAAACUGUUCAACGAGAAUGAGGAAAACAAACGCAAGCUGCUGCACGGUGCCAGUGACGUAGGAAAUGCGGACGCGUACCGGAAGCAAGUGGAAAAUCUUCAGCGCGAUAAGCAGAACCUCGAAGAGACGGUGCGCAAGCUGCAGCUCUCGAUCGAUCAGCUAAAGGACUCGGAAGCUUGCAGCUUCAGUAAAUCCCAACGUAGCCGUGACAUGAUCGAGCAGGUGGCCUUUGAACGCAAUCAGGCGGAGAUCGAAAUUAGGCGCCUUAAGGAUGAGCUCGAGCGGCAGCAUGAACGCGUCCGCGAGGUCCAACACGAAAUGGCCAAACGCUUGGCAGAGGAGCGAGCUAGUGCCGAACGUCGCUAUACUUACCAUGUCGAUCAGCUUGGAGGUGAUCUCAGCAGCCAGUGGGAACACGCCACUAAGCUGCAGUUGGAGGUGGAACGCAUGAAGCGCAUCGAGUCUGACUACAAGCGCGAAUUAAACCAAAAAAGCUGCCAGAUUGACGAGCUAAAGAUGGAGCUGAAGAACAAAUCGGCCAUCUUUAUGUCCGAUCUUAACCAGGGCAGUGCGGAAAAGCAAUCGCUGGAGCAGGAGAUCACAUCCUUAAGGCUGCAGCUGGAGCGUGCGGAACGUCAAUCGAAAGUGGAAGUAUCUCGCCUGAAUGCUGAGAUAACAUCCCUUCGGCAGCGGCUCGAUCGGGCUGACGCUGAUCUGUUGCACUCGAAGCGGGAAAAUCUCAAGCUCGCCGAUGAAGUAGCAUCCCUUGAGAAAGAAUUGACUCUGGGAGAACUCAACAGAGAAACGCGUCCUUCGAAAGAGCUCGCAAAAAUCAUUUCCGAUAUGGAAGCAAAGCACAGUAACACCGUUUCCGAACUCGAGGGCAUGAUACAAGAUCAAAAACAGCUCAUGGAAAAACUAACUGCAGAAUGCAAAAGCUUGACGCAUAAGUUAGAGGACACCACACAGAAGCAUAAAGAGGAAAAGCGUGAGCUCCGCCAGACGAAUUCCGAACUGAUGGAGCGACUGAAGCAAAUCUGGCACAACUACAAACAGAUUAGUCCCGCAUUUCGGAAAUCGAGCCUGGUGUCGAGCAAUGGCGGCGAUCUGCCCGAGCUUUUGGAGGACGAUUCUUCAUUACCCGCUCCACAGCAGUCAACUCAGGAUCACGGCCAGGAAGCACCGCUGCCCGGUAUCCACCACCGGCGGUCCCCAACGAUCGAGUCCUGCCCUCGGACACUUUCGAUGACGCAGCUUCCGGUGGAGUCGGAGCUGGAAGACAAUACCCGCCACCAUCGGGUGCCGGUGGCAAAUCGUCACGACCCGAAUCUCGAACAUCCGAUCGCCAGCAGUACGCCCCACCGAAGCAACCGCCUGAACUUUCCCGCAACAACUCCGUCGCCGAGUACGGCAAGUACGACGACAAACGGAGCGAGUCUCGGUUGUCUCGCAGCUCGGUCACCAACGAGGACGGAGGAGUGGGCGGGCGGGCGGGAGGACCUGUUUCAAAGGAGCCGGAGUAUGGACGUGCUGUGGAACCAGAGCGGUUGUCGCGAACGAGUGAUUCCACUAAACCGGACAGCACCGGAGGCGGUGGAGCGUCCGGAAGUAGUGGCCGAUUGUCGCGAGAAUCCGUGGCCGACCAGCGAACCUCGCGGCAGUCGAUGCAGUCGUUGGCCGGAUCACAGCAGUACGGUGCAACGGAUCCAGCAGAUCCCACCGCAGCUCAGUACGCGAGUCAGCAACCGUACGGAGAGUUCGGGUACCAGCAACAACCGCUGGAUGAUCAAUCAGCCGCAGGGGCAGUUUAUGGCGAAGGAUACGACCAGCAGCAAUAUCCCGAUCAACAGCAGUACGAAGGAUAUGCCGAGCAGUAUGAACAACAGCAGGCCUAUGAUCAGCAGCAGUACCAAGGCUAUCAGCAGCCAUAUAAUACACAGCAAUACGCCCCUGAACAGGUUUAUGAUGAAUCCAGCUACGCCACCGGAACCGGUACAGUGCAGCAACCCCAGCAACCUGUGGCACCAGCAGCUCCAGCAGCAGCAGCACCAGCAGCAACAAUCACUUCACAGUCACCUACCCAAAUAUCCGCACCAGCAGCCGUCGCACCCGCACCACCCGCCGCCGCCGCACCAGCACCUGCACCAGCAACAGUCACCGGCGGCAGCACUAAGCAGCAAUCAGGAGCCACCGGAAAGUCUGCAGGCUCAGUGGAACAAAAGGAAGGUAACCGAACUGUGGGGAAUACGCGUUCCGGUGCUUCGUCCCGGGCAGGAGCAAACGGACAGCGAUACAAGCAACCAUCUGGCGCGGGACGGUAAGUCGUCGGCGCAUCCUUGCUGCAGCAAUAGCAUGCCUCGGCAGCAGCUGCCGAAGACGUGCGGGUUUCAGCCAAUCGAUAGCUACCCGACACUAAGCAUAAGCAGCCCGAGCCUGUUUGGUAGCAGUCCGGACGUGAGUGAGACGCCGUCUCCAACGUCUACGGUGUUGAAAAACUACGACGCGGCUAGUCCCAACCCACAGUGAGGGGGUUUUCCUGGAGAGUUUUUCAAUGAGCAGGCAAUAGUCUACCGUUGGUUUGUUUGUCGCGAGACGUAAUGUUGUGGGUUUGACCGUA
This is a messenger RNA of Anopheles nili, 3535 nucleotides long. RefSeq names its product myosin-15. The record is from RefSeq and is a predicted model, not a curated record. Gene Ontology annotation, biological process: tube formation; establishment of cell polarity; neuron migration. Gene Ontology annotation, cellular component: centrosome; centriole. The transcript is spliced from 11 exons. The coding region runs from base 1 to 3444 and encodes 1147 amino acids. Lineage: Eukaryota; Metazoa; Arthropoda; Insecta; Diptera; Culicidae.